Serendipita indica DSM 11827 is the source of this 3726-nucleotide messenger RNA. NCBI's taxonomy places the organism in Eukaryota, Fungi, Basidiomycota, Agaricomycetes, Sebacinales, Serendipitaceae. The record is from the annotation of a GenBank genome assembly.
AUGGCCCUGCACAAUCCACUCCCGCCCAGGGAUCCCGCGCUCGACAGCAAAAAUGCAGCAAAUAUUCUCCACGACGGUCCAGAGGCAAAUACUACAUUCCGUUCAUCCCUCAGGAUAGACAUGAAACAGCUCGUCUCCGUCGGCAAAAUGAGCAUCAGUCCGUCGAGCAGGGAGAUUGCAUUGGCCUCGCGUGCGGGACUCUACAUCAUCGACCUCGACAAUCCUCUCAACGUCCCCGCCUUUCUUCCUCAGGGUGGCAUGUGGGAAAUUGCAGACGUCCAAUGGAAUCCACACCCGAGUUGGUCGCAGUAUAUUCUCUCCACUCUCGUCUGGAACCUCGAGUCGACCUCUAAGACACACAUUGAGCGCACGCUCCAGUCUCACUUUCGAGCUAUCACAGACAUUAACUGGCACUACUCGAUACCCUCUCGAGUCGCGACAUGUGCCAUAGAUUCUUGGGUCUGGCUAUGGGAUCUGCGAACUGCCGCACCUACCACCAAGAUGAAGCCAACAAUGGGUCUCUCUGCCUUUAAUGAAUCCGCAACUCAGGUCAAGUGGAACCACAAGGACCCGCAUGUCCUUGCAACCUCUCAUGACAAGGAUGUCUUAAUCUGGGACGACCGGAAAGGCUCCAUGCCCGUAAACAUUAUUCGUGCACACGAUUCGACCAUCUAUGGUAUAAACUGGUCUCGUAUCGAGCGCAACGAAAUCACCACGUGCUCACUCGACAAGUCUAUCAAGACGUGGGACGCGUUUGCGGACCCAUCCAACGAGCCCAUACGCACCAUCCGAACAGACUACCCAGUCUGGCGCGCACGGAAUUUGCCGUUUGGAAGGGGUAUCCUUGCGCAGCCGCAUAGAGGCCGAUUGAUGCUGGACAUGUACAGUGCAGACCAACUCGAUGCGCCCGUGCACCAGUUUGGGGGGUUCACGGACGUGGUCACAGAGUCUGUGUGGCGAAUACGCGGAGGAUACAAUGCGAAUUACGGCAAAGAAUUCCAGCUCAUUACUUGGGACAGAAGUGCCGUGCUUCGAUUCUUCCCCGUCGAUACGAGUAUCCUUCAGCGACCACGCCAUUACCGCACCAACGCACCAAAGCGGCGUACUGAAAAGCGUGCGCGCACCGCUCUCAAAGACGAAAUCGCGCAUCUACCAUCAACUCCACCGGGAACGGCAGAUACGCUCACAAUCGGAUCGACGUCGCCUGUGAACCAUUUCAUCAAGCCGCCGAAUUAUAGCGGUGGAUUUAGCGCGAGUGUGAGCACCGUUGGAUCUGCGAAUACAAAGGUCGCCGAGACUCCCGUCCAGACGACUCCUGGUGGUGGUGUAGCUGCUUUGGCACCAAUCGUGACAGGUGCUUCUGGUAAGGGCGCUAGUGCAGGAGGGCCGAUGACAAUGGGAAAGGGACACGGAAGAGCCGCUCGUCCACAGGUCGAUCCUCUUACGUGGUAUUCAGUCGUGGAAGAGGAAGAUAGGAAACGAAGUACGAGCGUUGGCUCUGCUGGUGCGCGGAGACGUUCUGCGAGUCAACGACGCACAGAUUCCGGGUCGGCUAGUACGCGUCGGAAUGAAACGAGGGCGCGUAGUGUGGGUCACAUACAGGAUAGCGAAUUGGAGACGCAGGACGAGCCUCAGACGCUCAAAGACGAGAUCACGCAAGCUGCAUCAAAAUUUAGUUCUUCAAAGCUCAAAAUUGUCGAGAUCAACCUGACCGCUGGUUCACGAAAAUGCAACAUUGAGAUGCACCGGCCGACGGGGUUAUUCCUGCGGGUUCUCUUUAGCUUUCCGGAUGCAUACCCAGGCAGCGUGCGACCGACCAUUGACAUUGAUCCCAACCGCAAGAUUACUCCACGCAAACGCGCCGUCGUCCUCCGUGAACUACGCAAAAUCUGUGCACAGAACACUCUCUGCAUCGAACCAUGUAUCCGCUUCUUGUUGGGUUUGCCCUCGCAUAGCGGUGGUGUUGGUGGUAUCGGUGUACAAAAGCCGUUUUCAUUGGAAUCAGACUCGGAGGAGGAAGAUGUGCAAGUGGAUGAGGUUCCGGAUAUGGAAACCGGUGGUGCGCCCAAGAUUCAGCAGAAUCAACCGCCGAGAGAACGGACGGCGCACGCAGUAUUUUCGAUGAAUGGCAUGCUGGUUCGCAUCGUCACAAACGACUCUGCGCGUCCCAAACCCGGCGCGUCGCCUACGACGAAUCUAUCUGCCCCUGAAAAGACGAGCCAUCUUGGGGAUCUCCCACGAGCUUUACGAGGUCUUGCCAAGUUGGCCAAACAGCUGCCAGUGGUUGCGGACAACGACCCUAACGCAGCAGAGUCGACCUAUGAUUUUGCCGAUGUAUUUUCUACGCAACCAGGGGUCCGGCAUACGAGCACAAAUAUCCUUGGUCCCAUGUGGAAUAAUCAAGGGCAGCCAUUCAAAGCGCGCUCGAAAGAUAGAGUCACGGUGCUCAUCCAACCGUUCCCGAAUCCAGACCCAGAUGAAUUCGACCCUGUUCUUGCCGGCAAAUUUUCGUACACGACAAAAGAUCCUCCGAGUUUUGCAUCACCAACGCUUUGGCGGCUGCAUCAUAUGGGAGAGAUGACUACCGGCACUCUUUCUGGGGGUGCAGCGAGAGAAGACGGCCCUGUGGAGCGAGGGAUCCAGAAAAUAUAUCACAAUCUCGUUCAGCGGCGGAAUUUACAGAUGCUAGCAAUGUUCUCGAUUGCGAAUCUGUUGGCCGAACAAGUCAUGGAGACUGAAAGUCAGAAAGAAGCGGCGAUGACAAACUCGACUCCAGCUCACAGUGAAAGCCACACGUAUGCACUCAGCUCGACGCUCGAUUAUUUCAGCCUCCGACCACGAAGCGAAGCUCCGCGCCCCCCAUCACCUGCGACUACACGAAGUCCCUCCCCGGAGACCACGGCGGCCCCUGCGGUGACCCCGCCGCCAAACAACUCCCUUGGUACCAUCGCGUCGAAAGCCGGUGCCAUAUCCAGCGUCCUUUUGCCACUCUUCUUCACGGGCACAUCCGAAGGCAGUGAUUAUUCCCACAAGAGCCGUGGCUCUGACCCACCCACGCCGGUUUCAUCAGAUGUACCCGGCUCAAUCCCUGAAGAGGAGAGGAAGAGUGAUGCGUCGCUUCCUGUAAAUCUUGGCUCAGGAUCUGGUGGGGCGUCGGGUGGGAGUGGAGGAACGGGAUCGUUGGGGCGGUUGGCUGUUGGAGCCAAGCCCAAGCGAGCAGCAUCGACGUUUGUCCCUACUCCUGGUACAGUACAAAAGACAACAAUCACGUUUGCGCUGGUGGGGACUCCGAAGAGACAUGUCACGUCUGCAAUACCGCAGGAUAGAUGGCGGCGAGAGGGCAAGAUACCUGUCCCGAUUGCGCGACCCUAUCUUCUUCCUCCACAACCUGGGCAACGGAAAGGACUUUCCGACGCCGCGCGCACUCGGUAUAUUUUCCACAUUCGGUUCUAUGCGGAGCUCCUCUUUCGUGCCGGGUUACUCGAAGCAAGAAAUGAGGUUCUAAUAAUCACGAAUCGAGCCCCCCUCGAGAUCCUUGCGGCCGACAGACUGUGUGCCCGCGAUGUUCGACCACGCUAUCGGGCAAAGAAGAUGAGCAGGCCGGGGGUGCCGAUUGUCCGAGGUGCCGUGGCGGACAAGCAACCAAGAAGCUCAUUCCAAACUGCACAUUCUGUCGCCUUCCAGUCCGAGGCUUAUCUCGGACUUGCCUGCGCUGCUGCCACGUAA